CCUGUUAUGGGAGGAGCCUUUAUGGACUCACCCAACGAGGACUUUAGCACAGAGUACUCCUUGUUUAACUCAUCAGCCAAUGUCCAUGCAGCUUCUUCCAUGCAGAAUCCGCCAGAAGAGACAUCCCGUUCUUCAAACGAUGCCAUAUUACUAUGGAUUGCAAUAAUUGCAACAAUUGGAAAUAUUGUGGUUGUGGGAGUGGUGUAUGCCUUCACCUUCUAGGAUGACUGACACUCUAACCAUGGGAGGCGAAAAUAACUGCAGCAGUAUUUGUCCUGUGUAUGUAUGUAUGUGUGUAUAUAUACAUGUAUAUCUCUAUAAAUACAUAUAGGUAGGGACUUUGUUAAUUAAGUGCUACCCCAGUCAUGGAAAUGAAAUACAAAUUAAUCACCUUGAAUCUUGAUGGCAGAAAAAAAGACUUGGUUGCAAUUGCAAAUUGUAUGGAGGUGAGAGCUUUAAUCACGACCACAGCCAAUGUGUGUUUUGUAUAGAAAUAUAAUGACAGAGAGGACAGCGUGGCUACAAUAAAUGCAAAAAAUAGUGAGAUUUAUACAGACAGUCCUUAUUUUCUACUGUUUAGAUUUUUCUAGCAGCUCUUCUGGCUUUUGUCAGUUUUUUUUUUUUAACUGUGCACUUGCUAGGUAUAAUGUUCUAUGAAAUCAUGUUUUUCUGGACAGCUCCAUUUUUCAGAUGGAGUAACGUUAGUCACUGACUCGGGUCUGAUGGAGGCCAAGUUCAUCAUGUGGAUCUAGAGCACAGGCGUACACUUUGCUGUGCUCAAAGCUGUGAGCUGAAAGCUCUAGCAGGCAGAUCUUUACUAUCUAAAUCUAAUAUCCUUUCUGCAGUCAAUUACUAGAUAUGAAUUGAUGCUAACCCUGUCUGCUGCUUCCAGGAAGGGGCACAGCUGUUACAAGGUUUGCUGCUCUCCAGAAGAUGAAGUGUUAAACAGAGUAGCUCCCCGCUCUGUCUAGGGGAUUGCAGUGACAGCAGUGGUCCUUAGGU
Messenger RNA from Nothoprocta perdicaria, 1002 nucleotides. RefSeq names its product chromosome unknown C14orf132 homolog (gene CUNH14orf132). The record is from RefSeq and is a predicted model, not a curated record. Bases 7 to 222 code for a protein of 71 amino acids. Lineage: Eukaryota; Metazoa; Chordata; Aves; Tinamiformes; Tinamidae. The transcript has a single exon.